This is a messenger RNA of Pongo pygmaeus (Bornean orangutan), 1603 nucleotides long. RefSeq names its product interleukin 18 binding protein (gene IL18BP). The coding region runs from base 345 to 929 and encodes 194 amino acids. Gene Ontology annotation, biological process: T-helper 1 type immune response. Gene Ontology annotation, molecular function: interleukin-18 binding. The transcript is spliced from 6 exons. NCBI's taxonomy places the organism in Eukaryota, Metazoa, Chordata, Mammalia, Primates, Hominidae. The record is from RefSeq and is a predicted model, not a curated record.
UGACCAGAUUCAUAUUCUGGUGUAGACUCUGUUGCCGGAGCCAGUGUUGAGCCAGUCAGCCUCUUCCCCGGGAAGUGCCCGCCCUUCCCUCCUGUUAGGGUUGGCUCUCGAGCUUGUGUGCCAGUUCCUGGGUUGGCCGUGAGAGUUCUACAGACAAGGGGGAAGUGCUCUCGGUGUAUUUCCUGUGGUGGGUUCACACGCAGCUAGACACAGCUAACUUGAGUCUUGGAGCUCCUAGAGGGGAGCUUCUGGAAAGGAAGGCUCUUCAGGACCUCUUGGGAGCCAGAGAAGAGGACGUUGUCACAGAUAAAGAGCCAGGCUCACCAGCUCCUGACGCAUGCAUCAUGACCAUGAGACACAACUGGACACCAGACCUCAGCCCUUUGUGGGUCCUGCUCCUGUGUGCCCACAUCGUCACUCUCCUGGUCAGAGCCACACCUGUCUCGCAGACCACCACAGCUGCCACUGCCUCAGUUGGAAGCACAAAGGACCCCUGCCCCUCCCAGCCCCCAGUGUUCCCAGCAGCUAAGCAGUGUCCAGCAUUGGAAGUGACCUGGCCAGAGGUGGAAGUGCCACUGAAUGGAACGCUGACCUUAUCCUGUGUGGCCUGCAGCCGCUUCCCCAACUUCAGCAUCCUCUACUGGCUGGGCAAUGGUUCCUUCAUUGAGCACCUCCCAGGCCGACUGUGGGAGGGGAGCACCAGCCGGGAACAUGGGAGCACAGGUACGCAGCUGUGCAAGGCCUUGGUGCUGGAGCAGCUGACCCCUGCCCUGCACAGCACCAACUUCUCCUGUGUGCUCGUGGACCCUGAACAGGUUGUCCAGCGUCACGUCGUCCUGGCCCAGCUCUGGGCUGGGCUGAGGGCAACCUUGCCCCCCACCCAAGAAGCCCUGCCCUCCAGCCACAGCAGCCCACAGCAGCAGGGUUAAGACUCAGCACAGGGCCAGCAGCAGCACAACCUUGACCAGAGCUUGGGUCCUACCUGUCUACCUGGAGUGAACAGUCCCUGACUGCCUGCAGGCUGCGUGGAUGAGCAACACACCCGCUCCUUCUCUGCUUUGGGUCUCUUCUCUCACCAAAUUCAAACUGCAUUCCCACCCACCUAGAAAAUCACAGCCUCCUUAUAACGCCUCCUCCUCCUGCCAUUCUCUCUCCACCUAUCCAUUAGCCUUCCUAACGUCCUGCUCCUCACACUGCUGUACUGCUCAGAAACCACCAAGACUGUUGAUGCCUUAGCCUUGCACUCCAGGGCCCCUACCUACAUUUCACACAUGACUUUCUGGACGCCUCCAACUAUUCUUGCUUUUCCCAGACAGCUCUCACUCCCAUGUCUCUGCUCAUUUAGUCCUGUCUUCCUCACCGCCCCAGCAGGGGAAUGCUCAAGCCUGGUUGAAAUACCGCCUCUUCAAUGAAGUCAUCCUCUUUCAGCUGUGGCCACAUUCUGCAGACUUCAUGUCUUCAUGCUGUAUGUUUUUUUUUUUUUUUUUCCUUCACUCUAAUGGACUGUUCCAGGGAAGGGAUGGGGGCAGCAGCUGCUUCGGAUCCACACUGUAUCUGUGUCAUCCCCACGUGGGUCCUCAUAAAGGAUUAUUCAAUGGAGGCA